UUCUGGUCGGUGUCCGGUACGAACAAAACCCGACGUCUUCGGCCACGGACAGCACAGUCGUGCCGGUGUGAACCAUCCUGGACGAUGCGGUUGCGUUGCUGCUACGUUUGGGUGUUGCUGGCAGUGGUCCUGCUACGAUCCGACAAGUGUGCGGCUGAUGAUUUUCCGUCGCUACUAUCCACCAACGCAUCCAUGGCAAUCAUUCUUGAUCGCGAGUACCUGGGCGCUGAGUACGAGAAAACGCUGGACGAAACGAAAAAUCUCGUCGAAAAGUUGAUACGGGAACAUCUGAAAAAUGGUGGCCUAAUCGUGAAGUACUACUCCUGGACCAGUAUCAAUCUAAAGCGAGAUUUUUCGGCCGUACUGUCGGUAUCGAGCUGCAAAAACACUUGGGAUAUUUACCAGGAAGCGGUACGCGAGCGACUUGUAAUGUUGAGCAUCACCGAUCCCGAUUGUCCACGACUUCCAGCCAACAAUGCUAUUAUGAUUCCUCGCAGCGAUGGAUCCAGUAAUGCGUUUGACGAGGUUUCGCAGAUCAUACUCGACAUGAAGAGUUCACGAGCGAUCGAUUGGCAUACAGCGACACUACUAUACGAUCAGGCUUAUGAUAACGAAAUCAGUCGCUGCAUACUAUCACUGCUGGAGGACCGUGAGGGCAUAAAGCCACUAACUUUGACCGAGUUUAAAAUUAACGCUCCAACGCACAGUUGGGAAAAGCGGAAAGAGAUCCGUAAAACGCUACUGGGCAUCCCGACCGCUUACACAGGAAGAAAUUUCAUCGCCAUUGUUAACAUGGCCACACUUACGCUUCUGAUGGAGAUCUCUAAGGACCUGAAGCUGGUGAAUCCUUUCUCUAAGUGGCUUUACCUGAUACCGAACACGGAAAAAGCUAGCAGUGACUUUAUUGCGUUCUCCACCAUUAUUAAUGAAGGAGAUAAUGUGGCGUUUGUGUACAAUAAUGCUAACAAAGGAAACAACUGUACCGUCAGUGUACUGUGCUACUUGGAGUCCUAUCUGCUUCAUUUCAUACGAAGUCUCUCGAAGUUGAUACGCGAGGAGCAGGUCGUGUUUGGGCAAAUCUCGGACGAGGAAUGGGAAAUCAUACGGCCGAGCAAGCAGGAGCGGAAGGCAAAGUUUUUAAAAAUGGUCAAGAGUGCUAUCACAUCGAAGGAUGAGUGUAACAAAUGCUCCCGAUGGAAGGUACAAUCCGCCGAAACGUGGGGUUACGUAUACAGGACGGACUUUAUUCCAGAUAGCAACGAUCUGCAGGAGCGGCGAAAGUACACGAUACUGGACAUUGGGUACUGGUCACCACAGGAUGGGUUUGUGUUGAGCGAUGCCUUGUUCCCCCAUUCGCAGUACGGGUUUCGUGGUGUGCAGCUCAUCUUCUACAGCUAUCAUAACCCACCGUGGCAGUUUGUGUCCUACAACGAAUCGGGUGCUCCAGUGAUCUCGAGCGGCGUGGUGUACGACAUACUGACGGAGCUUUCGCGGAAGCUUAACUUCACCUACACUAUGGUCAUCUCACAGCCGGCCGAACUUAAUGGAUCGUUCAUAGAAGGAAACACAUCAUCUGUCUAUGAUCUGAAAACCAUUUCGUCCGAUAUCCCGCAAGAUAUAUUCAGCACGCUAGUUAGCAACAAGAUACUACUAGCUGCGAUUGGUGCGACUGUCAACGAGAAGCAGAAAAAGUUUGUCAGUUUCACCGAUCCGAUCAGCAUCCAGACUUACAGCUUCAUAAUCUCUCGUCCACGCGAGCUAAGCCGGGUGUUACUUUUCCUGUCGCCCUUUGGUCCUGACACCUGGUUAUGUCUAGCUACUGCCGUUGCCCUGAUGGGGCCUAUACUGUGCGUUAUCAAUAAGCUCAGUCCAUACUACGAGGUACACAACAAACCUACGGACAUCGGACUCGGCAAGGUGAACAACUGUUUCUGGUACAUCUAUGGAGCAUUGUUACAGCAAGGUGGUUUGUACCUGCCGUACGCAGAUAGUGGACGAAUAAUCAUCGGAACCUGGUGGCUUGUCGUACUGGUCAUCGUCACAACCUACUGUGGUAACUUGGUAGCGUUUUUAACGUUCCCCAAAAUUGAUAUCCCCGUCAAUCGAGUGAUGCAGCUGUUGCGCAACGAUCGUGGCAUGACCUGGAGCAUUCGCCGUGGUACCUUCCUGGAAGAGAUUCUAAUGGACUCUACCGAACCGAAGUACGUGCAGCUGUACAAAGGGAGCCAGAUAAUAACCGAACUGUCUGAUGACUUGGUGGAGCGUAUCGAGGCGGGCACACAUGUUCACAUCGACUGGAGAAACAAUUUGCGAUAUCUGAUGAAGCGCCAGUUUUUGCGCACGGACCGGUGUGACUUUGCGCUUAGCACGGACGAAUUUCUGGACGAACAGAUUGCGCUGGUGAUGCCGAAGGACAGUCCCUACCUGGAGCUGGUGAACGAGGAGAUUAAGCGUAUGCAUCAGUUUGGGUUCAUUCAGCGCUGGGUAGCGCAGUAUCUGCCGGCGAAGGAUAAGUGCAGUGGGACGGGUCGCGUGAUGGAUGUCCAGAACCACACAGUGAACAGUUCGGAUAUGGCCGGAUCGUACUGGAUACUGUUGCUGGGGUUCGCCAGUGGGUUGUUUGUGUUUGUGUGCGAGUUUGCCUUUAGCCGUUACCGGAAGUAUCGCGCAUCGAAGGUGGCUACCGUCGCGUACAGCAACUAAAAGCGUUUUUUUUUAAACUGUUGUAUGAUGCAUAGUGUUGUAUUCUUCAAGCAAUAAAGCAGAACGUACAGUACACGGA
Anopheles stephensi (Asian malaria mosquito) is the source of this 2782-nucleotide messenger RNA. It is a transcript of the gene Ir93a, whose product is annotated as ionotropic receptor 93a. Gene Ontology annotation, cellular component: membrane. The record is from RefSeq and is a predicted model, not a curated record. Gene Ontology annotation, molecular function: ligand-gated monoatomic ion channel activity; signaling receptor activity. Gene Ontology annotation, biological process: monoatomic ion transport. Lineage: Eukaryota; Metazoa; Arthropoda; Insecta; Diptera; Culicidae. The transcript has 18 exons. The coding region runs from base 85 to 2703 and encodes 872 amino acids.